AUGGCUUCCACCACCAAAGACUCAGAUUUGGCAUAUUUGGAACACAUUCAACAAUACCUUCUUUUUGAUGAUUCCAACCUUCUAACAUCUUAUCAACCUUUUUCAAGUCCUAAAUGUGAUAGCGAUUCAGGCACAUCUGUUGGGACGGAUAAGGUAAGCGCACCUCCGGUGUCAUGGAAGCGGUACAAGGGAGUGAGACGUAGGCCAUGGGGGAAGUUCGCCGCAGAGAUCAGAGAUCCUAAAAAGAAUGGUGCUAGGGUUUGGCUUGGAACUUAUUUGACUGAGGAGGAAGCAGCUUUGGCUUACGACAAAGCUGCUUUCAAGAUGCGUGGCCAAAAGGCUAAGGUUAAUUUUCCCCACCUCAUUGGCAACGACGUGUCUACGUCGAUGCCAGAGAGGGAGGUGGUUUUAAAACGAGACUCGCCCGAACCUUCUUCGUCGGAGGGGAGUUGUGAGUCAUCGUCACCCGGGUCGAAGAAGAGGAAGGGCAUGGCUGAUCUACUUAACAAAUUGGCUAAGAGUAGAUGUCAAGCCGCCAUGGUGGUUGAGAAUGAAAAGACCUUACAACCAAAUGAUUAUGAGGAAUGGGUGAAUGAGUUGAAUGAUUGCACUCUAAUCUUGAGCUCCUAG
This is a messenger RNA of Vicia faba (fava bean), 630 nucleotides long. The record is from the annotation of a GenBank genome assembly. Lineage: Eukaryota; Viridiplantae; Streptophyta; Magnoliopsida; Fabales; Fabaceae.